This is a messenger RNA of Juglans microcarpa x Juglans regia, 2576 nucleotides long. RefSeq names its product U-box domain-containing protein 40. The record is from RefSeq and is a predicted model, not a curated record. Gene Ontology annotation, molecular function: protein binding; ubiquitin-protein transferase activity. Gene Ontology annotation, biological process: protein ubiquitination. Gene Ontology annotation, cellular component: cytoplasm; nucleus. Lineage: Eukaryota; Viridiplantae; Streptophyta; Magnoliopsida; Fagales; Juglandaceae.
UGGGUCACGGAGUGUGAAAACCUUUUCAGGAGAUGAGUAGAGUAGUAAUAGAUGCUUACAGGACAUACCUCAGUACGAAUUUUAUGUAAAAUCUUCGGCUUGCUGUUUCAGAUUCGGGAAAGCAUAAUAAUGGUCAUUGAUGUGUCACUGUAAACAUGCUGUGCCGGACAGUGUUAAAUUAUUGAACCCAAAUCCAAAUCAACCUCAAGAUUACGAAACACGCUUCUAAUGCAGACAUGGGUUGCAUUGAUUGGCGGCACUCACUUGCGUAAACACUUGAGACAAACCCAAAUGGCUUUAAACAAGAUAACAUUAUAGUACAGCAGAACUCGAUCAUCCAUACUCCAUAGGUUGCCCCCCAGAGCAUCCUUGCUACUUUUCUCGUUGGCCCGGAUUUCCGAAAGCAAAGGAAUCCGCCCAUACUGGUACUCUCCCAAUGCCACAUCGUCACUUUCGUCACACCAUCCCAACAACCUCUCUCUCUCUCUCUGCUUACCUUCGGCCUAGUCAUAAGUUAACAUGCUCCUCAACAGUCAACACAACUUCUUUGAGUUCCACAACCUUGUGUUCCUCUAAAUUUAUUUUCACCUGAAAGCUAUAUGCUUUCAUCAACAUUUUUUGCAAUUCCUUUCUGGUUCAUCCAUGAUGCUGAACUGAAUGUCGCGGGAUUGACAAAGCGAAAAUGGAGUUUCAAGAAGGUAUGAUGAAGUUCGUCGUUCACAAGCCCGUACAACCCAAACGGGUACUAGAAAACGGCAGAGAAACGGAGACUGCCACACCCCGGCGCAAAUGGAAGAUCUUCUUUGGCAAGUUCUCAUCUUUACCUUCUUCAAAACCCUUGAACCUCAAAACAAAGCAACCCCCGAAGGAGUUUAUCUGCCCCAUUUCCGGGUCUCUCAUGGCCGACCCAGUUAUCGUCUCCUCAGGCCACACACUGGAACGCGCCUGCGUUCGAGCCUGCAAAGCCCUGGGCUUCACGCCCACCCUUGUGGGCUCGUCCACGCCCGACUUCUCCUCCGUUAUCCCCAACCUCGCCCUCAGGUCCACCAUUCUCAACUGGUGCAACAAUUUCUCUGUGGACCCUCCAAAACCCAUCGAUUCCAACACCGCGGAAAAGUUCGUUCGUGCUUUAGUUGAGGCUGAGGCCAAGAAACGAGGUUCCCAGAACGAGAACCAAGCCCAAAAGGUCAUAAUCUUAGACAAGGAGCUAAUCCAAGGGGCUCAAGAAAAUCCGAGCGUGAACUUCGGGGACGUAGCAACGGAGGUGGAUCGGUGCCGCCAGACUCACUCCUACUCGAGCUCGAACGACUCGGUCGCGACCUCCGUAUCGACCCCAUCCCUGCAACUUGCGACUCGGCCGAGCUGCUACUCGUCUUCUUCCUCAGAAAUUGAAAUCCUGGACGAUAAUUACACCGAAGAAGAGAGGGAAAUCUUUGCCAAACUCAGAAGCCCACAGGUAUUUGAGAUCGAAGAGGCCGUGAUUUCGCUGAGACAGAUCACAAGAACCAGAGAGGACACGAGAGCCCACCUAUGUACUCCUCAGUUACUCUCAACCCUCCGAUCUUUGAUCGUGUCCAGGUACUCAGCCAUUCAAGUGAACUCAGUCGCGGCGGUAGUGAACCUGUCUUUAGAGGAUGUCAAUAAAGUUAAGAUCGUACGUUCAGGAAUCGUUCCUCCUCUGAUCGAUGUUUUGAAGGGAGGAUUCCAUGAGGCGCAGGAGCACGCUUCCGGUGCACUCUUUAGUCUAGCCCUUGAUGAUGGGAAUAAGACAGCCAUUGGCGUUUUGGGUGCAUUACAGCCGUUGAUUCACAUGCUCCGGUCCCAGAGUGAGCGGACUCGGCAUGACUCGGCACUUGCCCUUUACCAUCUUUCACUCGUUCAAACCAAUCGGACUAAGUUGGUAAAACUCGGAUCGGUUCCCAUUUUAUUGGGCAUGGUGAGGUCGGGUCACAUGACAGGUCGGGUACUACUCAUUUUAUGUAACUUGGCUUUGUGUCCGGAAGGGCGGGCUGCAAUGUUGGAUGCUGGCGCGGUGGAAUGUUUGGUCGGGUUGCUGAGGGGGUCGAUGGAGUCCGAGUCAGCUCGGGAGAGUUGUGUUACCGCAUUAUAUGGGUUGAGUCAUGGUGGAUUGAGGUUCAAAGGGUUGGCCAUGGCAGUUGAACUGGCGGAAGUAAUGAAGAAGGUGGAGACAGUAGGAAGGGACCGGGCAAAGGAAAAGGCGAAAAGAAUGCUUGAGAUGAUGAAAAUGAGAGGCGGGGAAGAGGAGGAUGAAGGCAUAGAUUGGGAGGAAUUGCUUGAAUUGGGGAGUCAGACUGGGUGUUGACACCAUGGUGGAUCAGACAAGUAGGGGUUAAUUUGUCUGAGUUUUGAAGUACAGUGUUUGAAGUUAUUAUUCUUUUGGUGCCUUUUUUUCUCCUUUUUGCAUUUUUUUUUUUUUUUGGGUUCAUGUUGUAAUUACUGGUGGGGUUUUAUAUGGGUGGUUUUUGUGGUUUUGAUCUUUUGUGACUUUUUUUUUUUCACCUAAAUCAUGGGCAGUGAAGGUGUAAAUAAGAGCUUUUGUCACAGCUGAUUUUGGA